Messenger RNA from Malurus melanocephalus (red-backed fairy wren), 1081 nucleotides. RefSeq names its product retinol binding protein 7 (gene RBP7). Gene Ontology annotation, biological process: fatty acid transport. Gene Ontology annotation, molecular function: fatty acid binding. Gene Ontology annotation, cellular component: nucleus; cytosol. NCBI's taxonomy places the organism in Eukaryota, Metazoa, Chordata, Aves, Passeriformes, Maluridae. The transcript has 4 exons. The record is from RefSeq and is a predicted model, not a curated record. The coding region runs from base 496 to 900 and encodes 134 amino acids.
CAAUUCUUAUCUCUGUGUCAKGGGUUUUGCUUUAGAAUUUGUUGAUAUAAUACAAUCCACAGCUUAGCAGUCGAUCCCUGUCUGUUCAAGUACAGCAUGUUUUUAAGGGGUACAUCACCUUUUAAACAAAUACCUGGAUUUCAGAUCAUAAAGUCCCAAAUCUAAUAAACAUGCAGAAAAUCUUAGUAACAACGACAGUCCCUUUAAAGUAUACAAGAUGGACAUAAAUGGUUUAAACCAGUUUUUGGCUUGCAUUGUGGCUCUUGGGCCAUUAACAUUUGCUCCACACAAAGAUUUCAGARUUUCAGACAGGAUGAACUUUUCCCUCCAGCACGUUCUACAAAUACMCUCUCACCCAGUGGCUCAGCAGCAGCACCCUUCCUCUCCAGCAGAAAGGUCCUGGGGUGUAAUCCCACCCACAGGCUGCCUUAUAAAAGCCCUGGCUAGAAAACUACUUUUGCAUUUUUGACUGGAUCUUCCUUGGACUGUCUGGCAAUGCCUGUGGAUUUCAGUGGAACCUGGAACCUCGUCAGCAAUGACAACUUCGAAGGCUAUAUGGUGGCCUUAGGUAUUGACUUUGCAACACGCAAAAUAGCAAAAGUGCUGAAGCCUCAGAAAGUGAUCAAGCAAGAUGGUGAUUCAUUCUACAUCCAUACCACUAGCACAUUCAGAGAUUAUUUGCUUGAAUUCAAAGUUGGACAAGAGUUUGAAGAAGAUAAUAAAGGCUUGGAUAACAGAAAAUGCAAGAGCCUUGUUACCUGGGAAAAUGACAAACUUGUCUGUGUCCAGACUGGUGAGAAGAAGAACAGGGGCUGGACUCACUGGCUKGAAGGAGAUGACCUCCACCUGGAGCUUCGUUGUGAGAAUCAAGUAUGUAGACAGGUCUUCAAGAGAGCUUGAGUCUGUGRUGUGCUGGAUGCUGCCUGCAGGGCAGCUCUGCAGAGGAGCCUCAAGUCCAGCGAUGGCUCUAUAAAGAACUGACUCCKUGUACCUGUUAACCUGAACCCUUUGAAGUUUCUGGCUCAGGAAAUAMGUCUGCUGUUGCCAGUGCUAAAGGUCUGAUUUUUGCUAAUAAAUGCCA